UCGCGGGGGAGGCUGCCUUGACCUCUGCCAUCGGGAAUGUGGGGAGCUACGGGAAUGCGUCCCGUAGCUCGUGGAUUAACACGGCUUCCAGGCGCGGUGUUGCUGGAAGGGUCCGCGCAGCCCCGGGGAAAGGAAGGUAGCUGUGCCCCGGAGGUGAGGUUCCCCCUAAAGGACUCAAAACGUCUGAUGCAGUGGUUGAAAGCUGUGCAGAGGGAUAACUGGACCCCCACUAAGUACUCCUUCCUCUGCAGUGAACAUUUCACCAAAGACAGCUUCUCCAAAAGGCUGGAGGACCAGCACCGUCUGCUCAAGCCCACGGCUGUGCCUUCCAUCUUCCACCUGCCCGAGAAGAAGAGGGGUGCUGGCAGCCACAGCCGCACCAGGAGGAGGGGUACCAGAAAGGCCUCCGGGGGCCUGCGGGGACGUUCGAGUGAGACCGAUGGAAAAGGUGCCGCAGGCUCAUCCUCCAGCGAGAACCUGACGGCCAAGCCCGAGUCCUGCAAGCCGAAGCGGGCCACGCCAAAGGGCGAAACCGCCCCCCGGGCCACCCACAAAGCCGCGCUUCAGGAGCGGGCCCAGCGGUCUCCGCAGGGACCUCCAGGUGAUGCCCUGGCCGCCGCCGCAUCCGGCAGCCGGGCAGUGGCCAGCACGCCUGCCGGAGAUGCCGGCAGAGAGAGCGGCGGCGCCCCCGACGGGGGCCUGGUGGACAAGAGCGGCAUUUCCAAGGACGACUUUUCGCCCCCCGGGUCCGGGGCCUGCAGGUUUAUCGGCUCACUCCAUUCCUACAGUUUCUCCUCCAGGCACACGAGAGAGAGGCCGUCGGUCCCCCGCGAGCCCGUGGACCGGAAGAGGCUGAAGAGAGACGUGGAGCCCGGCUGCAGCGGGACCAGCCUGCGGCCCGACAAGGGCCUCGCUCAGAGUCCCCCGACUUCGUCCCUGACCGCGACGCCUCAGAAGCCCUCCCAGAGCCCCUCCGCGCCUCCGACAGACGUCACCCCAAAGCCAGCUGCAGAGGCCGUGCAGAGCGAGCACAGCGAUGCCAGCCCCAUGUCGAUCAACGAGGUCAUCCUGUCGGCGUCGGGGGCCUGCAGGCUCAUCGACUCACUGCACUCCUACUGCUCGUCGUCCCGGCAGAGCCGGAGCCAGGUGUGCUGCCUGCGCGGGCAGGUGGAGAAGAAGAAGGGCGAGCUGAGGAGCCUGCGCCAGAGGGUCAGCCGCUCCGACGGCCAGGUGCGCAAGCUGCAGGAGAAGCUGGACGAGCUGCAGAGAGGGAGCGCGCCCCGUGCCAGCAGCCUGCCGGCCCCCAGCCGCGAACCCCCCAAGAUGAGCCCAGUGGUGGAGCCGCUGUCCUGGAUGCUGGGCACCUGGCUGUCAGACCCGCCGGGAGCCGGCACCUUCCCGACGCUGCAGCCCUUCCAGUACCUGGAGGAGGUGCACAUCUCGCACGUGGGCCAGCCCGUGCUCAACUUCUCGUUCAACGCCUUCCACCCGGACACGCGGAAGCCGAUGCACAGGGAAUGCGGCUUCAUCCGUCUGGAGCCAGACACCAACAAGGUGGCCUUCGUCAGUGCGCAGAACACAGGCAUCGUGGAGGUGGAGGAGGGCGAGGUGAAUGGGCAGGAGCUGUGCAUCGCGUCGCACUCUAUCGCCAGGAUCUCCUUCGCCAAGGAGCCGCACGUGGAACAGAUUACCCGAAAAUUCAGGCUGAAUUCUGAAGGCAAACUUGAACAGACAGUCUCCAUGGCGACCACUACCCAGCCCAUGACUCAGCAUCUUCACAUCACCUAUAAGAAGGUGACCCCAUGACUCAGCGGAGCUUCGUCCUGGCCAAGGGUGUCCUGUCGUGACACGCGGUUUCUCAGACGCUGCAGCAGGUGUGGGUGUGGCCACAGGUCUCGCAGGUUUGAAGGCGUCACCUGUGAUCCCGUGACUCGUAGAAAAACCAAAUAAAAGGCUUUUAUUUUUA
Messenger RNA from Pteropus alecto (black flying fox), 1966 nucleotides. It is a transcript of the gene THAP4, whose product is annotated as THAP domain containing 4. NCBI's taxonomy places the organism in Eukaryota, Metazoa, Chordata, Mammalia, Chiroptera, Pteropodidae. The coding region runs from base 37 to 1806 and encodes 589 amino acids. The transcript has 6 exons. The record is from RefSeq and is a predicted model, not a curated record.